ACAAUUCUUAAAUUGGGGCUAAUUGAUUGGGAAAAUGUUUAUUACCAAAUGAAAGGAAAUCCAUUAACGGCCUAAAGAAAAGAGGAUGGAAAUCCGAAAUUGGCUUCGUUUUCUUUGACCCGUAAACAUGAUUCCCAAGCUUCACUCAACAAAUCAAAACCCGACUCACCCAAACGCCCAAACCCUUCAGCUUCUCACUCACUCAUCAAAGACUCACCGCGGAAUCCCCAUUUCUCCUCUGACCUUCUCCAUUCCUCUCCCUUCCCACUUGCUUCUUCAACUUCCAUUGCACCGCACCCUUUGCUUUUUCUGGCUAUACCCAUAUAAAUAGAACCACCUCAGGAAACAUCAUCUCAAACGGAAAAAGCCCCAAAACCGACGAACUCAAGUCCUCAGCCCCCUUUUGACGACUCCCAACAGCACUUACGAGUCUCGCCAUAGCUUGCUGUUUUGAAAAGAAAAAGUUUUGACUAUUGUUGUUACCGCUUUCCAGUAGCCGUGCUUGAUGCAGCUUAAACAAAAGAAUGUAGAAGGAAGAAAAACGUUCAAGCAGUUUCAGGAUCAGAGGUGAGGACUGCUUAGCGGUAAGUUGUGAGCUAAGACAAGCUUGCUCUAAUAUCCCCUGCGAGUUGUCAAAAAUUCAUUGUCGGCCAAGCAACAGAUGGAGCAGGAUUGCUCCCAAUGGACGUGCAACAUGUGUGGGAACGUUGGAAUGGCUGAUGGAUCGGAUGGCUACUACUACUGCUUGAGGUGUGGGUCUCAGGCUGAUGACGUCAUUGAUACGGGUGUUGCUGAUGAGGAUUUUGUUGAAAAGGGUUCCCAGGGUGGUGCCCUUUACUUGGCCAGCCACACGCGCCAUGCUCGCCAAUCUGUUACACCAGCCCAACCAAUCUCACAAUUUGACCCCCAAUCUCAGCAAUUUUGGUCUAAUUUGACCCAAGAACGCAGGGGUCAUGAUGAUAACCAAAAUGGAACGGGAGAGGGUGCUGGUUUGGAUGGUGUGGGGCCCACAGGAACAAGUGAUUUUGGGUCAUACUCUGUGUGUGCAUAUAGUUAUGAAGAUUAUUACCAGGAGGUUAGGAACAGAUAUGUGAUGGGGUUGCAGAUGAUGAUAGAAGCUCAAUGUGAAUCUCUAGUGGCGAAGUUUAAUGUGAAACCUUUGAUUUGUGGGAUAGCUGGAUCCAUUUGGUUGAGGUUUGUGGCUAGCACCAGGGUUUUUGAUGAAAGUUGGGCUGAUGAGGUUAUUCAUCAGUCAGAGAUUCAAAAAUCAGGAGAAGCUGAGGAAUUUAAGCCACAUGCUCAUUAUAGGGCAGAACCUCACAACAUACACGGUCAGAGAGCGGUAAUUAUAUGGCAUAAGUAUUUAAGAAAAAAUAUUCCAUUAUCUUGUUCUUUAGCUAUUUCUUUUCUAGGAUGUCAUGUUGCAAGGGAAGCAGUUUUGCCAACAGACAUAAUUAAGUGGUCAAUUGAAGGGGAACUUACCUAUUUUGAUGCUUUUGUUGAAAUUGAGAAACGCAUUGGACAGUCUUUGCCUCCCUUUCCUUUAAAUCUUAGAAGCAUGUUUAGGCCUUCGCAUGCUGUUCCUGCUCAAAAGUUGGAAUCACUGGCUGCUACAAUUGCACAGUGCAUAGGCUUGAAUUUACCCCCAGUAAAUUUCUAUGGAAUUUCUUCUAGAUAUCUAAAGGAAUUGUCUCUUCCAGUGGAGAAGAUUCUGUUGUAUGUAUGCCACAUACAUGAGUGGGUGAUGCUUCCAGAAUUACAGUUGUCAACAAAUAAUUAUGGACUUCCUACUCGUGUCUAUGUGAUGUCAAUACUGGUUGUAGUAAUACGGAUGUUAUAUAACAUAAAUGGACUUGGGGUGUGGGAAAGGAGUUUGUCUAAUCAUAAUCUCCCUCGUAAAUCUAAUGAAGCUCUGAGUGAGGACCCUGUUAGUAGUCCCAAAGCGAGCGACAUUGCUGAAAAUGGCUCUCGUUCUCCUCAUAGUGUGGAUGAUAUGGGUACUAGUUCUACUAGAAACCCAUUACAUGAUCAUAAAUCCGAGUUUGAUGCUGCGGAGCUUUUGUGCAACCUUGAAGCAAGAUACAAUGAGAUUGAUAAUGCAUAUGCGGGUGUUAAAGAUCUUUCUAAAACCAUGCCAACAUAUCUACAAUUCUGUCAAGAUGUGAUAUUUGCUGGAUCAGAGCUGCCUGUGGACUUUUAUCACGAUGAGAAACGUUUAAUUGACAAGUUUUGGGAUUAUUAUCAGAAAGAAAAGGGUUCUGAGCCAGCAGAAGAUGUGGGAGAGCGAUAUAAGAGUGCCAAAGAAACCAUGUGUAAAAUGAACAAAAUGGUCAGAGAUAAUGAGCAUCAUAGUAGUCCCUCACACGAUGGAGGGACUUCGCAUGAAGAUUUUUCUUUGCAGAGACACUCGGAUAUCGACCAUUCUUCUCUGACUUCAGAGGAACAUGAAAAUUCAGAAUCCAGUGACAAAGUUGCAGCUGAGACUUCCAAACAAAGAGCCAUUAGACUGAUGAAAAAGAACAUGGAAGAGAAUAGGUUCUAUUAUAUUCCUCCAAGGGUGAGGCUCAAGAGAUUGGAUUACCUUCACUACACAAGGAAGAAAGAUGAAGGCGUCAUGACUUACGUCUCUCAUGCUGAUUACUAUAUCCUACUUCGUUCUUGUGCCAGGGUUGCCGAGGUUGACAUGCGGAUUAUGCAUGUCGGAGUGUUGAGUAUGGAGAGGAGAUUAGCUUGGUUGGAAAGAAGAAUCGAUCACUGCUUGCAUUUAACUCCUCCUCCUGUUACAUGUAAAUUUUGUUCAAGUGAACCAGAGCAAGCUACAGAUGAUCCUACAAUAGGACUUUCAAAUCUAAAUUUAUAAACUCUCCGUUUUCCAUUUCGGAUUCCUUUCAACCAUUUCUUUCCUUAUUUUUUAAGGGGUUCUCAAUGCGAAAAUUUAAAGAUUCAAUCAUAAAAUGAAAUCUCACUGUGGGAGAGUGUUCGUUAUGCAUCCAAACCCUUUGUCAAGUUACUAUUUCACAGAAGCUUGAAGAUUUUCCAUUUUAUUUUGUCGUAGAAGAAAAUUUAUGGUAAUUCCUCCAUGCUCAAGAGUAAAGCUUUGUACCAACCACUUUGACCAGAGAUUCAUCAGUAUAUAUACAUUAUCAGAACUUUUGACAUCUUCAAGGAACCCGAACUUUACUAACAUUCAAGUCUGUAAUUUGCCCCAAUAGGCAAUAGGUCCCCAUUGAACAACCAUAUUUAUAUCAGGAUCCAUGUCCUUGUGGACCUGACAUGCAGAGACCAAAAUAUUUGGACCAAACGUUGAGUUGGUGUUUUGAGGUCGAUAUAAAGCCAGUGACAAUGAUACCGUACCUCCACGUACUUUCUUUAUUAAGAAAAAUUAUGAUUUUUUUAUUUAAAUUUAA
Durio zibethinus is the source of this 3407-nucleotide messenger RNA. RefSeq names its product maternal effect embryo arrest 12 (gene MEE12). The record is from RefSeq and is a predicted model, not a curated record. Gene Ontology annotation, biological process: RNA polymerase I preinitiation complex assembly; nucleolar large rRNA transcription by RNA polymerase I. Gene Ontology annotation, cellular component: RNA polymerase I core factor complex. Gene Ontology annotation, molecular function: RNA polymerase I core promoter sequence-specific DNA binding. Lineage: Eukaryota; Viridiplantae; Streptophyta; Magnoliopsida; Malvales; Malvaceae.